AUGGGACGUACAAAACGAAAAAGACGUCAGAAAAUUUCACGUAGUUUCUGCACUUGUGGCGCAAACGAAGAAUUAAUAUUAUUAAAUACUUGGCUUAAGAAAAAUGGUGUAAGACGGAAGAAAGAAUUGGCUCUGGCGGUAUUCAGUGAUACAGGCCGCGGAGUGCUCACAAAAAAGAGAAUCCGACCUGGAGACGAACUUAUUAGCUUACCUUUAAAUCUUACUAUUAAUGUAUCCACAAUCCUGAUGGACCGGGCGUUUUGUAGCAUUUUCCUAGAAAAUAAAAUACCUUGUUUAUCUACCUACAAGAAAACAGUGUCGUUUCAGUCACUAUUAGCAUUUUAUUUGACAUAUCUGAAAGCUCAAGGUAUUAAAACAAAGUGGCACAUUUACCUAAAAAAUUUGCCCCAAGAAUAUACUGUACCAUAUUUUUUGCCGAACGAAAUAAAAUGCAACGUAGAUCCUGAGAUUUUAGAUGUGAUUUCGAAUCAAAAAUGUGUCAUAGAAACAACAUAUAAUAUUUUUUUUCAAUUAUUAAAAACAUGCAAAAAUUCAUGUGAUUCUGUUUCUAUGGUACAAAAACACUUUAGUAUGUCAUUGUAUGAAUGGGCCUACUUCACAGUUAAUACUAGGUGUGUAUAUAUAGACCUAUCAAAAAUAAUAGAUUUAAAAAAUGUUGAAAACAAUUUGUUGAAUAUAAUUAGCGAUAACACUAAUAUUUCUCUAUGUCCAUAUUUAGAUAUGAUUAACCACAGCCCAUGUGCAAGAAAUGAAACAAAACUUCUAGUCAAUAAAGAUAUUGAGAAUGUAAAAGUUAAAGAUUUAAAAGAUGAAUUAUUUUUAGAUGUAACAUUUUCUAUAUACACAAAGAAUUUUUUUGAUGCUCACUCGCAAGUCUUUAUUUGCUAUGGCGACAGUCACAAUUUAAAAUUAAUUACAGAAUAUGGAUUUUGUAUACCAAAAAAUGAUUUGGACUAUGUAUCAUUCCCUUUUGAUAUUGUUCUACAAUACUUUAAUACAAGGUCAAUUAAAGUCUCUUUAGAACAGAUUAAUUUUAUUCAUAGUCAUGGCCUAAAUAAAGAUUUACACAUAGAUUCCAAAGGCUUAAGUUAUAAUUUUUAUGGAUUGUUAAUGGUCAUAAAAUAUUACCACGAGAAAAAUAAAGAUAUAAGUAGAUUAAUUUAUUCAGCAGCAAUAUGUUCAAAUGAUAGUAAAUUGAAUGAACUAGUAAAACCUAUGGCAGUUGAUAAAUGUAACUUAAUCAGUAAUUCAGUGAAUGAACUGAAAAAAACUGGAUGUGAAGCGGUUGAAUUAAUGAAUUGUAUAGAGCUUAUGUGUCAAUAUAUUGGUAUAUUAGAGAAGUUUAUUAAAUCUUAAUUUCCAAUAAGGUUUUGUAAAUUA
Molecule: messenger RNA, 1401 nt
Organism: Bombyx mori (domestic silkworm)
Lineage: Eukaryota; Metazoa; Arthropoda; Insecta; Lepidoptera; Bombycidae
Product: SET domain-containing protein 4
Exons: 1
Coding region: 1-1377 (458 amino acids)
Biological process (GO): peptidyl-lysine monomethylation; peptidyl-lysine trimethylation
Molecular function (GO): protein-lysine N-methyltransferase activity; protein binding
Source: RefSeq, a predicted model, not a curated record